Messenger RNA from Odocoileus virginianus texanus, 5692 nucleotides. RefSeq names its product TPX2 microtubule nucleation factor (gene TPX2). The record is from RefSeq and is a predicted model, not a curated record. Gene Ontology annotation, biological process: activation of protein kinase activity; regulation of mitotic spindle organization. Lineage: Eukaryota; Metazoa; Chordata; Mammalia; Artiodactyla; Cervidae. Gene Ontology annotation, cellular component: microtubule; spindle.
GUUCCGUGGCGGGUCUUCGCGGCGGUCGGUUGACAGCGCUGGGCUGAGGCGAGCAGUGAGGAGGGAAGAGGAGCAAUUGGGGCGCCCGGCGGCCUUCACCCUAAUUUCAAGCGACUGGAGGUCUCCGCGUGGAGGGCGCAGCUACUGGGACGUGUACUACGGGGGUGCCGCCCUGACCCGCGGAGCCGCCCUGACCCGCGGAGCAGGAGCUGAGCUUCCGGCCUCCCUUCCCUACAGGAUUUCCCCGUGAAGUUCGGCGGGACCGGGUCUAGCAGGCUGUGUUUGCAGAUUCUGGAAAAGAAGUAUUUUCUGGACUUGAGAAUUUCAGAAGAGAGGUGAAAGAGUACAUUGCAACUUUGAAUAGAGUCUGUAGUCAGGGGUACUGACCAGAUUAAACCACAGGAAGUGACCUGUUGAGAAAAGUGACACAAACGUUGGAAAUAACCUACUGUUUUGCACCAAGGGAGGGACACAAUGUCACAAGUCACAACCUCUUAUUCCUAUGAUGCUCCAAUGGACUUCAUCAAUUUUUCAUCUUUGGCUGAUGAGGAAGAUACACAAAACAUAGAUUCCUGGUUUGAUGAGAAGGCUAAUUUGGAGAAUAAGUUUCCUGGGAAGGAUGGUACAGGAGGGCUUUUUCAGGGUAAAACACCUCUGAGGAAGGCUAAUCUUCAUCAAGAUGUCACACCUUUGAGGCCAGUUGAUAAUACUUACAACAAACAGGCAGAAAAAGAAAAUCUGGUGGAAGAGUCAAUUCCAUCAAAUGAAUGUCCUUCUAUGAAAGUCAAAAGAACCACAUCAAGAAAUAAUCCAGCUCAGCCUCAGAGAAGAUCUCUCAGACUCUCUGCUCAGAAGAAUUUGGAACAGAAAGAAAAGCAUCAUGUAAAAAUGAAAGCCAAGAGGUGUGCUACUCCUGUAAUCAUCAAUGAAUUUCCACCCUCCAAAAAAAUGAAAGUCUCUCACAAUAAAAAGAAGUUAGAAGAAGAGGAAGAAGGCAAUGCUUGUCAAGAUAUUUCUGAAAAGAAUGAAUCUUCCCCAGAAAAAGCCAAGGGCAGACAUAUUGCGCCUUGUAUCCCACCUGUAAGGCAGAAGAUUCUAAAAAGUACUGAGGAGCAAGAGUUGGAGAAGAGAGUGAAAAUGCAGCAGGAAGUCGUAGAGAUGCGGAAAAGGAAUGAAGAAUUCAAAAAGUUCGCUCUUUCAGGAGCAGGGCAACCUGUGAAGAAAUCAGUGAGUCAGGUUACCAAAUCAGUUGACUUCCACUUCCGCACAGAUGAGCGGAUCAAACAGCAUCCUAAAAACCAGGAGGAGUAUAAGGAAGUGAACUUUACAUCAGAACUGCGAAAGCAUCCUCCAUCUCCUGCCCGAGUGACUAAGGGAUGCACCGUUGUUGUGCCUUUCAAUCUGACACAAGGAAAGAAAAGAACAUUUGAUGAGACGGCUUCUACAUAUGUUCCCCUUGCACAGCAGGUCGAAGCAUUCCAUAAACGAACUCCUACCAGAUACCACCUGAGGAACAGGAAGGAUGAUAUUAUGCCAUUACCCUCCAAAUCUGUGGUCAGAAUAUGCAGAGACCCACAGACUCCAGUGCUGCAAACCAAACAUCGUACACGGCCUGUGACCUGCAAAAGUGCAGCAGAUCUGGAAGCUGAGGAGCUUGAGAAGCAGCAACAAUACAAAUUCAAAGCGCAGGAACUUGAUCCCAGAAUUCUUGAAGGUGGGCCCAUUUUGCCUAAGAAACCGCCUGUGAAGCCACCUACUCAGCCUGUUGGCUUUGAUUUAGAAAUUGAGAAAAGGAUCCAGGAGCGGGAGUCAAAGAAGAAAUUGGAAGAGGAACAUUAUGAAUUUCAUUCCAGGCCCUGCCCUACUAAGAUCUUGGAAGAUGUUGUGGGUGUUCCUGAAAAGAAAGAGCUUCCAAUCACUGUUCCAAAGUCACCAGCCUUUGCUCUGAAGAACAGAAUCAGAAUGCCCACCAAAGAAGAUGAGGAAGAGGAGGAGCCAGUAGUGAUAAGAGCUCAGCCUGUGCCAUAUUUUGGAAUGCCUUUUAAGCCCCAGAUCCCAGUGGGAAGAACUGUGGAAGUAUGCCCUUUUUCUUUUGAUUCCCGAGACAAAGAACGUCAGUUACAGAAAGAGAAGAAAAUAAAAGAACUCCAGAAAGGAGAGGUGCCCAAGUUCAAGGCACAUCCUUUGCCUCACUUUGACACCAUUAGCCUGCCAGAAAAGAAGGUGAAGAAUACUACCCAGGUUGAGCCAUUCUGCUUGGAGACAGACAGAAGAGGUGCCCUGAAGGCACAGACUUGGAAGCACCAGCUGGAUGAAGAACUAAAACAGCAGAAAGAAGCAGCUUGCUUCAAGGCUCGUCCAAACACUGUCAUCUCCCAGGAGCCCUUUGUUCCUAAGCGAGAGAAAAAAUCUGUUAUCGAGGGCCUUUCUGGUUCUCUAGUUCAGGAACCUUUUCAGCUGGCGACAGAGAAGAGAGCCAAGGAGCGGCAGGAGCUGGAGAAAAGAAUGGCUGAGGUGGAGGCCCUGAAAGCCCAGCAGCUAGAGGAAGCCAGGCAGCAGGAGGAAGAGCAGCAGAAGGAGGAGUUGGCCAGACUACGGAAAGAACUGGUGCACAAAGCAAAUCCAAUACGAAGAUACCAGGGUGUGGAAGUCAAGUCCAGUGACCAGCCCCUGACGGUGCCUGUCUCACCCAAGUUCUCUACCCGAUUCCAGUGCUAAACUUGGCUUUGAGCUGCAGAUACCAUCUGGGAACCUGAGCUGCUUUUUCCAUCAAACCAGGAGCCGUCUUUGUCAUGGGGGCAUAGAGAGAAUCCAUUUCUUCAGGCUUUUUCCUACCCGUGCCUGACAGAGCAUGCCUGACAAGUGUGGACUCCCUAUUUCAUUGAGAGUUGUUUUCCUAUAUUAUCGUGGCUAAUAAUGAGACUCAACUCAUGUAUGUCUCAACCAGACUCUUUGGAACCAUCAGUAUGAUGGUUGACCUUCAGUAUGGACCUUAAUUCUGACUAGAAUUUAAGCCUCUGUAUCAGCGCAGUAUAAUUUCUAUUGCCCGUAUCCCAUCUCUCUCUCUUUCUAUUUUAAUCAUAAAAUAAACAUAGUUGAAUACUGAGAGAUUUAAGUCAUGGAUUAAAUUGGAACCAUCAGAUUCUUUCCUCUUCUCUGUGCAAAAUGAAUUUAGAGUUAAGGAGCCCAUCACUGUGAGUGGGGAAGCCUCAUGAACCGCCUGACGAGGAAGAGACUUGACUGACUGGAACCUCACAGUGGCCAUCAGCCGGCUUCAGGCAGGGCUGCUGUUCAGACAGAUUCUUCCCCUGUUGGUGCUGAAGAUAACGGAACGCUGAGCAGUGCAUGUGUUAAGUCUUCCAGUGACCUGAACUGGAAUUAACGUUUAUCUUUCCCCUCCUUCCCCACAGCCCCGAUUUUUUGUUAUUUGAUGUUUCUACAUCUGCCGAGCCCCUUUAGAGGUCACAUCUUAUUGGGGAAGUGGGUACUGUGAGAGGAGAGUCCAGGAGCUUUUAAAAGCAUAGGCUCGGUCCUUAAAGGAAAAGUGCUCUUUUCUGUCCUUUGUCAGAAUCCUUCCAUUGUUUGUUAACUCCCUCCUAGGAACAACUCUGGAAGCCUGUUAUUCCUCCGAAACAGACUGUGCCUUCUUCAAAUGUGUUCUUUCUCAUCUGGUAAACUCUUCCUUAUGAAAUCCUUCUCAUAAAUCUUUCCUUGACCGUCUGGUCUCGUCCGGUGAGGAUGGUAACUUCCUCCUUUGUGCCUCCCAGGUGUUUCUUAAUGUAUACGUCUCUAGUAGAAGAGACGUAGCCCACUGAGCUACGUGGGCUUGUUUACAAACUAGUAGAGAUGUAGAUAACUAAAAUUAGGUUACUUCUUGAAGAUAAAAAUAAGGAUAAUCAUAUCUGUGGUCCUUGUAUUCUGUUAGCACAGAAUUUGCUAGGUUCAUGUGAAAUAGUUUGUUUUCUUUUAGACUUGAUAUCAUUUAUAAACUCUUACUCUGUACCAGUCUUACUUCUGUGCCACGAGUUAAAGGCUGUAUCCAUAUUCUGCUGAGGCCAGUCAGUCCUAGGCAGUAUGUACGAUACUGGAUCUAUUUUAUAUUCCUUUUGUUGAUUCAUUUGGUGAGCAUUAUCUACAGUCCAUUGCAGAUUUAGUGAUGGGCAACAAAGCGAGGUGGUGUGAUUUGCAGGUCCCUGGGUCUCCUGAAGGCCCACAGACUGAUACAAAGUGCAGUUCUUUUACUCAUUUCCUAGAGAUAUGUGGUAUAUAGUUCCGUAACAACUUGUGUAGUUCAUUUACGAAAGAUUGAUUUGAUGCUAGUUAUAUAUAUGUUGGCAUUGUUCUAGUCUCUGGGCAUAUAAGCAAUGAACAGAAAUAGAAGACCUUGACUUUAUGGAGGUUACCUUUUAGAAGGGAGACAGACAAUAAACAAGUAACUGUCCUCUUCUGUCAGGUGAUAAAUGUUUCUCUGACUGACUGCUGUGUGGAAAAUAGACUGAGAUGGGGAUUUGGUUGGGGGCAUGUGAGAUUGGAAACAGGAAGGAGUGGGAGGUUCUUGCUGUUGUCCAGGUGAGAACUGGUAGUGGCUUGGGCUAGAGUGGAAGCAGUGGAGGUGAUGAGAAAUGGUUGGAUUCUAAAUGGAUUUUCAAGCUGUAACUGACAAGACUUGCUUACUGAUUGGACAUGGAGAGAGUAGAGAAGGGCAUUCAAGUAUCCACCUCAAACAGAGAGAGAGUUCUCCAGGCCUUGUGCUGUGAAAAAUCCAGUUCUACCCCAGUCCUUGUAUCUCUCGUGGAUUCUCAGGGGAUGAGGAGGAUUCUCAUGUUUCUUGUCACCUUUCUGAUUUUUCUACCUCUAGUCAUGUUGAUCCCCUCUCUGUGUUUGUCCUUUUCGACUUUUCUCCUUCCCGUGUAUCAGCAGUUCUCUUAACAGUUUGCUAUCAUUCAUAUAGUACCAUCUAAAAUCAUUUUUUCGUAUAUUUUGUCCAUUUAUUGUUUCAGUUUCAGAUAGAAGAAUAAAUCUGGCCCUCAAGUUGAGAAUUUUAGAGUGUUGUCAAGAAUUGUGGACCUGUGGGAUCCUUCCACCCCGUUUGCUCCAGCCUGGAUUACCCGCUCUGGACAUACCCACAUCAGGGUGGUAAUGUGUGACAGUCUCUUAGACAUAACAAGGACGGAUUAUAUUACUUUAGAGAGAAUAGCUUUUCAAAGUAAGAUGCCUUGCUUCCCAGAAUUUCUGGGUGGCUGUCUUUCUCUUCUCAGCACAGUCCGUCUAGUAUUGAAUCCUUUCUUUUGGACCACCUCACGUGACCUUCAGUUUUCUAGUAAAGCCUCCCAUUUUCUCUGAAAAUCAAACUGCUUUUAUUUUACAGAGAAAUUCAGGUUCUAUUUUUUUCCUUCAGGACUUGUCCAAGAGGAAGCUUCACUUUUAAUACUCAAGCUACCCUGGAAUUUUCCUAAACAAAGAACUGGACCUCUAAUAGAAAUUUACUGAAUUCUACUGAGAAAUCUGGUGGCCAUACUUGGCUUGGCAAUUUUGUAAAACUCCUAGCACAUGUGCACAUGCAGAUUAUUGGAAUUCCCACACUUUCUGGGAAGGACUCUUGUUUUCAGUGUUGUUUUGACUUGGUCAUGGUUCCCCAUUGCUAGUAGUUUUAUGCUAAUUAAUACAAAAUUAUUGUUCACUCUUAAUUUGA